CGAUGUUCUCAGGUGGAUUUCGAGGUUUCUCUGGAGGUUUCCCUUUUGGUGGGAUGGGAGAGGAAGAAUCUUCAAAUAGUCCAGGAGAAGUUGACAACAAAGGAUUAUAUGAUCUUAUAGGAAUACCUCCCUAAAGUACUACCGAUGAUGUCAAAAAGGCUUUUAGAAAGAAGGCUGUAAAGGAGCAUCCAGAUAAAGGUGGUGAUCCUGAAAAAGUAUUGAAAUUCACAAAUAAUAGUUCAAAAAAUUGACAGAAGCAUAUGAAAUUCUUUCAAAUCCUGAAAAAAAGGACCUUUAUGAUCGUUUUGGUAUGGAAGGUGUGAAAAAUGGCGGUGGCGGUGGAGAUAUGGGUGAUAUCUUCAGCCAUUUCUUCGGCGGAGGCGGAGGAAGAAGGGAAUAAGGACCAAAGAAAAUGAAAGCAAAAAUGAGAGAAUAACAAGUGACACUUGAAGAAGUAUUUGAAGGAAAGAUGAUUCAUUUGACUCACAAAAGAAAAAGAGUUUGUGAGGGAUGCGAAGGAAAAGGUGGUGCUAAUGCAAAACAAUGUACAACAUGCAAAGGAAGAGGAAUGGUGCAAAAAUUAUAGAUGAUUGGUCCAGGAAUGUAUUCCUAAUCCACAGGACCAUGCAAUGAUUGUGGUGGUGAUGGAACAAUUUUCCCAGAAAAGGAUAGAUGCAAAAAAUGCAAAGGAAAUAAGGUAAUAGAUUAAGAGAAAGUGAUUGAAAUUCCAUUGGAAAGAGGUGUACCUGAUGAACAUGAUUAUCAAUUUUAUGGAGAGAGCGAUGAAUUGCCAGGAGUUAUGGCAGGAGAUCUUUAUGUUAGAAUUAAAAUAAAGAAACAUGAUGUUUAUGAAAGGAAGGGUGCUGAUCUCUACAUAAAUAAGAAGAUCACUUUAGUCGAAGCCUUGACAGGAACGCAAUUUACAUUGAAAUUUUUAGAUGGAACAAAUCUACACAUCUCGACUAAGCCUGGAGAAAUUAUCUCACCUGGUAAUAUAAGUAAAUAUUCUGUUAGCACAAAUAAAGACUGUGAAAAAGAAGGGUAUGCCUUGUUAUAAAGAUGCCAUGAGUGAAGGAGAUCUUCAUAUUAGAUUUGAAGUCGAAUUCCCACUUCCUGGAUAACUCAAAAAUGAUUAGAUUGAAUAAUUGAAAAAAGUAUUUCUAUUAAUUUAUUUCAGGUGUUGCCAGGUCCUAAAUAAUAAUAAAAACUUGAUGCCAAAAAGACUUUGUAUUUGGAAGAAUACGAUGAGGCUCAUGUAAACUCAAAUCCAGAAGGGGGUAAAAAGGAUGAGGAGGAUGAUGAUGAUGAAAGAGGAGGCCAUGGCGGAUAAAGAGUCUAAUGUGCUUAAUAAUGAAAUAAAUGUUAU
Paramecium octaurelia is the source of this 1366-nucleotide messenger RNA. The record is from the annotation of a GenBank genome assembly. Lineage: Eukaryota; Ciliophora; Oligohymenophorea; Peniculida; Parameciidae.